UGAGUUUCCUUAGAUGGGCGGAUUUGUAGCGCCUUGGUUGACAUUGUUGUUGUUGUGGGAGUAAGAAUGUACUUAGUCGUCAAGUCUUUUUAAGACAACAAGCAAGAGGUAUUUUUGACAUUUACACAAAGCUGAACAACACAUUACCUCCUAAGGAACGGAUUUUCUGCGAUCGAAAAGCCCAGAGUGGGAGGAAAUGAGAGAGAAAUUCCGCGAGGCCGCUCAUGGUUUUUGUGCACAGCAUCCAUCUCUGACCAUUUUGCUUGCUGGAUGGUUCUCAGAGCCUGGCUGCUGCUGAGAGAUGGGCUGUUGACCUUGUCCUGGGGGCCCAGACCUCUGAAACUGCUGUCCUGUUGUGUUUGUGUGUGUUAGAAGAGGCUGACUCACUCUAACUAAUGUUAUGAAAGAUGUCAGGUGUGGCCGUAAUGGUGCUUUUGCUGUGAGGGAGAAUUGCUCUCAUGUCUUUUCUCUCUCCUGAUGCCCCCUUCUACACUGUAAAUUCAUGAUCACAUGACUUUGGAUAUGGACGCGGUCCUGUCCGACUUUGUCCGUUCUACUGGAGCUGAACCAGGACUGGCCAGAGACCUGCUGGAGGGAAAGAAUUGGGACCUCUCAGCUGCGCUGAGUGACUUUGAGCAGCUGAGACAAGUGCAUGCUGGGAACCUCUCAUGCACCCUUGCUGAGGAGAGAGAGUACCCCUCCAUUGAGAAAGAGAUGGCACGAACGGGGCGGUCCCUUUUGCAUCGCCAAGAUGAGGUUGUGCAAGCAGCCACGGAGAAGCGACUGUCGAGGGGGAUCUCUCACGCCAGCUCCACCAUCGUCUCUCUGGCUCGCUCGCACGUGUCGAGUACGGGCGGCAGCAACGAGCCGCUUCUGGACACUCCGCUCUGCACCUUCCAGUUGCCUGACCUCACCGUCUACAGAGACGACUUCCGUGGCUUCAUCGAAAGAGACCUCAUUGAGCAGUCUAUGAUGGUGGCAUUGGAGCAUGCGGGACGAUUGAACUGGUGGACUCGUUUAGGCACUGGAUGUCAGAGUUUAUUACCUCUGGCUACUAGUGGUGAUGGGAACUGCCUGUUACACGCAGCCUCACUGGGUAUGUGGGGCUUCCAUGAUCGAGACUUGAUGCUGCGGAAGUCUCUCUAUGCACUGAUGGAUCAUGGGCAGGAGAGGGAAGCUUUAAAGCGAAGGUGGAGAUGGCAACAAACCAUGCAGAACAAAGAGUCGGGACUGGUUUACACAGAAGAAGAGUGGCAGAGAGAGUGGAAUGAGUUGUUGAAACUGGCAUCUAGUGAACCCAGGAUACACUACAGCACCAACGGCAGCAACGGUGCCGAGUCACAAGAGGAGCCGGUAUAUGAGAGCCUGGAGGAGUUUCAUGUGUUUGUUCUUGCUCACGUGCUCCGCAGGCCGAUAGUGGUGGUGGCUGACACCAUGCUACGGGACUCUGGGGGAGAAGCUUUUGCACCAAUCCCAUUUGGAGGGAUUUACCUGCCUCUGGAAGUACCAGCCAACAAGUGUCACCGCUCUCCUCUCGUUUUGGCAUAUGACCAGGCUCAUUUCUCUGCCCUGGUCUCAAUGGAGCAGAAGGACUGUUCCAAAGAACAAGUGGUGAUCCCUCUGACGGACUCAGAUCAUAAGAUGCUGCCUUUGCACUUUGCUGUGGAUCCUGGGGAAGACUGGGAAUGGGGCAAAGAUGACAAUGACAAUGUGAUGCUAGCAAGUGUAACCUUAUCUCUGGAGGCCAAGCUCCAUCUGCUGCACUGCUACAUGACUGUCACCUGGCUUCCUCUACCCUGUGAGGUACAGCAGGCCCCAUUGGCCCAGCCAGAGUCCCCUACAGCGUCUGCAGGAGAGGAUGCCCGCACCCCGCCAGACUCUGGAGAGUCAGAUAAGGAGUCCGUCAGCAGCAGUUCCAAUGGCAAUGGGGACAGCAGUACUACUGGAACCAGUGGGACAACAGGCAAAACAAGUGGUGGAUCUUCCAGCUCCUCUAGCUCAUCCAGUAACAGUUCAGCAGGGACGACUGGCACAAUUGGAAAGGAGAAGGGGAAGAAAGACAAAGAAAAGGAUAAGGACAAGAAACGUGCUGAUUCCGUUGCCAACAAGCUGGGUAGCUUUGGCAAGAGCCUGGGCAGUAAGCUGAAGAAGAAUGUGGGAGGCCUGAUGACGGGGAAGAACGCAAGUGGAAGUGGAGGCAAACAAGAGGGUCUGGAGAAGAAGAAAGGCUCUCUGAGAGGUCGUAAGGGCAGUAAGGACAGCUCUCCUUCCAUUCAAACCGGCUCUGAGGACUCUGGGAAAGGUUCACCCUCCUCAAUAAGUGAACGGCAAAACGGAAGCUACUCUUCAGAAAGUGACCCUUUUAAGUACAGCUCGGAUGUGAAAGUGAGUCUUAGCAUCCUCCGAUCCGCAAUGCAAGGAGAAAGGAAGUACAUCUUCGCUGCUGUGCUCACUACUAGCAACCGUCAGCCGUUCCAGGAGGAGAUGAUCCAACGAUACUUGAUGGAUGCCGAGGAGCGCUUCCGUGCCGAACAGGAACAGCGGAGGGAAGCUGAACGGAAAGCAGCAGGAGGUCUUGCAACAACUAGUGGAUCUCAACUGAAAAAGGACGGGCCUGAGCUGAGUUACCGAGGUUUUGAAAGCAGAGAGGAAAUUACUGAUAACUCACCUCCUACUUUUAACGCAUUGAAGUCGACUUCUUUCAGUCCGAUGAUGUACUCGGGUGUGGUCCCAAUCCCAAGGCCCACCUUCAUUGACCAUUCUCCUACCCCAAUUACACAGCAUCUACAUGUGCACGGUUACAUGGAUACACGACGGCAGCUGGCAGGAGGUUCGCCGUCUUCUUACCCAGGCCUACCAUCCUAUGCUACCUUGCCCCGACACUGCCCCCUAGCACAGGGCCCUCCCCAUUCCCAGUACCACCCACCUUCCACCAGCUUGGGUAGCCCAUCCCGUAUCAUCACCCCCUGCCUGGCAUCUUUUUCCCAGGAGCAUGACCCAACUGACUACCCAACCGAACCUACCGGAGGCUAUACAAAUGGCUUGCGGGACUUGCGCACUACUUUGGACGUUCGCAAUGGGCCGAUGCCUGUGAGGCAUUACUCCUUGGGCAGUGCGGGUGGCCUUGCAAACCUGCAGUCCAGCAGAUGCCGAACGCCUACCUGCAAUUACUACGGCCACCCCGAGACGGGCAAUUACUGCUCGUACUGCUACAGAGAGGAGUUGAAGAGACGGGAAACAGAGCCGGCCAUCCACAGGUUUUGAACGGACAAUCUCUGUCCCGUUUCUCUCAUAUAGGACUCAUCGGAGCCCACCAUGUGAGCCACAUCAUAUCCUGUUUGUGUGGAUCUUGCUUUAAGACAUAAGAUCGGCCUUUCUGAACCAGGUUACUGAGACUCUGUGUCCACAGUGAAUGGGCAUUGCGGAAAUGGGACUGCUGUUGUGUUACAUUUGCUGUGGCUCAUAGGCAGGAGCUUUAAGCUCCUCACACAUUUGCUUGACGUGGUCAUCCUCUAACCUGUCUCCUUGUCUCCUCCUUGUGGUGAGAAUGUAGAACACGGGACAUUUGAACACAACAUGCUAUGUGCAUCACAUGAACAUGCUGCGUACCCCAAAAUACACAUUAAGCACAACCAGAAAAUGCGUAUUUAUAUUAGCUACAAUUAAUCCAUUUAUAUCAGCUGCAAUCAAAAUCAGACUUGCCAUAUUGCGAGCGUAAGGCAACAACACUCUGUUAGCUUCGAGUGUUAUCCACAUUGGCCCGUUUUACUGUAAAGCUACAAUACUUUAACUUGCACCCAUUUUGAAGCCAUACUUAGUUGGCUUAAAUGAGCUAUUAUGGUGCUUUCUCGCUUCUAAGAUGUUUAACUUAUGGAGCUGACAAAGGGUUCGUUUUAGGUCUUUAUAUGCCCCGAUUAAAAAUUGCAGUCAUUUCCGUUCUAUUAAGUGUUUCUAGAACAUUUAAAAGUGCAAAUCCUUUCAAAUUAGCGCAAAGAAAUCCCUUUCUCAAGGAAAGAAAUCGGACGUAUUUUUUUUGGAAAUGGUACAUCAUGUGGUAGUAUUCAAGUAUUAUGUUGGUAAUAUUGAUAUAAUAGUUCUAGGUACUUGCUGGUCAAAGGGGGUGGAUGUUGAAAACAAUUUCUGACCUCUUCAAAUGUUACUGCUGCACCAAAUAAAAUGGUGUUCCUUUAUGAUAUUGGGGUUAACGCAUCAGCUUCCAUCAAAUUCACUGGACACAAGAUAAUUGAUAGACGCAGUAUCGCCCCCAGAGUAGUUGCUGCACCAAAUCAAGCACUUUUCUCAUGUCCAGAGGUUGUGCAUGUGGGUUUUAGAUGAAUAGACUGUUAUGUUGCUGUGCUUCUAGUCUGGCGGUUUGCUCCGUUCUGGAGGCAGAGCUUGCGGUUCCACUUGCGUGGACUGCGGAGGUCAGGGUUCGGCUGUAGGUGCCACUGUGUUGUGCGCAAACUCACUUGUUUCCUAGUUGCCUUUUCAGUCUUAGUUCAGUCCUCCCAUGAGGAUUGUUGAACUGAAUUUCUACUUUUGUUUGGUUUUGGAUUCACAGUGCUGAUUCUAGUGGUUUCAAUGUUUGUGGACGUAGAGGGAUGCUAGCAGAUCUCUCUAAACUAUACGAUGCACCUUGAGUCGAGAUUUUGUGACAAACGCUUUCAAAAUCCUUUUACACUGUUAGCAGAAAGUACAGCCUCUGAUAAAGCCAGUUGUACGAGUCAGCCAGAAAUGGAAAAUGCUGUCAUUUACUCUCUCUUGCAUGCAGUUCAAAACCCGUAUGACUGGGAAAUAGAAAAUGAAAAUGUCCAUUUUCCAUACAAUGAAAGUAAAUGUGAAG
Molecule: messenger RNA, 4843 nt
Organism: Rhinichthys klamathensis goyatoka
Lineage: Eukaryota; Metazoa; Chordata; Actinopteri; Cypriniformes; Leuciscidae
Gene: otud7b
Product: OTU deubiquitinase 7B
Exons: 13
Coding region: 511-3264 (917 amino acids)
Biological process (GO): protein K63-linked deubiquitination; protein K11-linked deubiquitination; protein K48-linked deubiquitination
Cellular component (GO): cytoplasm; nucleus
Molecular function (GO): zinc ion binding; DNA binding; K63-linked polyubiquitin modification-dependent protein binding
Source: RefSeq, a predicted model, not a curated record